UUCACAACUGGUAAAACGGGAUCUCGGUUGGUGACUCAGAGCACGUUGCAGUGGUGCACCUGUGCUACACGUGUGAACCCACUGGGAUUCGUUCGUCUCUGCAGCAGCAGCGACAUGAGCACCUGGUUGGGAGAAUCGAAUUGGAAACUCCACCUAAGGAGGCAUUGAUUAAGAUGAUGCCUUGGAUUUAGCCGGCCCACAUGAGUGAUAUGAAUAAGACACUGGACGAGAUACACACUUCUGGAAGCCUCGGGGAGAGAGCAGAGAUUUUUCAGAGUGGCAAGGGUAAUGUGAGUGGCUUUCCCGGCCCAGCCCUCAUCCCUUUGCAAGAUCCUUUACUAACACCAAAUGCUCAGAGGACCAGGAUUAAGCUCUGCAAGGGAAACAGGAGCCAUAAAGAGGGAGAGGAGCCCUUCUCUUCCCCUGUUCCAAACCCCUUUCCCGAGCUUCUCCCCUCAACCCUGUCCCCCCUCGUCUCUGAAUGUUUGCUACCAUGGACCAAAAGCAGUGCAACUCAGGUAAUUAAAGUGUUUAGUGAAGAUAAUACCAGCAAAGCUGUAGAGGUUCCCACUGAUGUCACCGCCCGGGACAUAUGCCAGCUGUUCGUCUUGAAGAAUCACUGCAUUGAUGACCACAGCUGGACUCUUUUCGAACACCUCUCGCUCCUGGGAAUAGAGAGAAUUAUUGAAGACCAUGAGUCUGUUAUGGAGGUGCUGUCCGGCUGGGGAAUGGACACAGAUAGCCGGCUGUAUUUUAGGAAGAAUUACGCAAAAUACGAAUUCUUCAGGAAACCUCUGGACUUUUUCCCCGACCACAUGGUCUCCAUAUCCAGUGAAACCAAUGGCAUGGUUGAUCACUCUGAGCUCAUACAGACCUUUCUCAAAUCCAGCACUUGUCCAGAGAUCCAUGGAUACCUCCAUGCCAAAGAGCAAAGCAGAAAGUCUUGGAAGAAGUUUUAUUUUGUCUUGCGGAGGUCUGGGAUUUAUUUCUCCAAUAAGGGGACUUCCAAGGAACCCAGGCAUCUCCAGUUCUUUGCCGACUUCAGUGACAACGAUAUCUACACUGUGUUGUCAGCCAAAAAGCUACAUGGAGCACCUACAGAGUUUGGAUUUUGUGUCAAGUCCACAAAGUGCAGCUCGGCCCGGGACUUGAAGCUGCUUUGUGCGGAUGAUGAACAGACCAGGACCUGCUGGAUCACAGCCAUGCGCUUGUUAAAGUUUGGGAUGCAACUGUACCAAAAUUUCAUUCAGCCGCACCAGAAGCAAAAACCAUCACCAAUGAGAAGCAUUUCGGAGAACUCAUUGGUGGCCAUGGACUUUUCUGGCCAAAAGAGUCGGGUGAUCGAAAACCCAUCUGAGGCGCUGUCUGUUGCAGUCGAGGAAGGCCUAUCAUGGAGGAGGAAGAGCUGCCAUCGUCUGAGUGGCCAUGGAAGCCCCUCCACUGCGCAGAGCUCGGUGUCAAACAUAGCUAUCCACAUGGCUCAGCCGUGGUUCCAUGGCAAACUGUCUCGGGAGGAUGCUCAGCGUCUAAUCACUCAGCAGGGUCUCAUUGAUGGAGUGUUUCUUCUGAGGGACAGCCAAAGCAACCCGAAGACAUUUGUACUGUCACUGUGCCACAUGCAGAAAGUCAAGCACUUUCAGAUCUUACCUGUGGAUGAUGAAGGGGAGUUAACCUACAGUCUAGAUGAUGGUCACACCCGGUUCACUGACUUGAUCCAACUGGUGGAGUUUUACCAGCUAAACCGUGGCGUGCUUCCCUGCAAGCUCAAGCACCACUGUGCCCGGAUCACCCUGUGAAUAAGGGACCUAAGGGACCCCCCGCCGCCCUGCCACCCCGCCACCCCACCCCGAGCAUCCAUGCGCACCUUAACUCCAGGUUCUUCGGGACGAACUCUCCCAGUGUUGUUCUCGUGCCUUGAAGAAGAAAGAUGUACAGACUGUUGUUUUCGUUCUGCUGCACACGGUACCACCUCAUUUUUCUUCUUCACAAAAACCUAAAAUCCACGAUAGACUGUAUAAUAAAUGACUACUGGUGCUGAAGACCACAUGCAACAUUAUUUUCCCGGUCCUGUAAUUAGUGUAUAUGUGGAGGUAAAUGCGUUGUGCAAACAUGACAUCUUGACCUGUAUAUUACAAAGCUGAAUGAGUACUUCAUCAUGUCAGUGACAGAAAAUAGUUUUUUGAUGUACAGUAGCAGGAAAUUGAGCUUUUAACUGAAAAUAUUCAGUGGAUUAAGUGCAGUAUAGGUAUGUUGAGCAAUCACAGAAUAUGUACAGUUUCUAUCGGUAGUAGUCAUUGCUUAUUUGUAACCAUAUCUUAACCUGUUCUGUAAAAUAUGACUUCUUAAUUCAUCAUCAACUACAGUAAGUGCUCAGGUGCUUUUUAAAGAAAAUGACUGUUUUUUCUAAUUGGGAGAUAAAAUGACCACUCAGGAAGGGAUAUUGUUUGCCGUCGCCACUGGACAGAGAAAACGAGAAGUCACGAUCAGACGGAGAGACGGCGUGAAACUGCCCUGCUCUGUGCAUUCAUUUUAAAAUGUUUGUGAUUAAAUAAAUGCAUUUGUAUUCACGAAAUUAGCAGUGGGCUUGCUCUAAAACGAGAGCAAGGAAACGGAUGCUACCAAUGCAAGUAAUUCAGAAAGAAAUCUGAAACAUGGCUUUACUGACUCAUUUUGAUCAAAUUUCAAUUCACUGUAUAUUGAAAUUUAGGUUUUAUUUAUUUUUUUUUUUUCCCAGCGAUUCAGGUACACAGCGUGCGACACCUCGGUUGUUCGGAUUACGGCAUUACUACGUCUGUUGUGGCUGUACAAUGUCGGACUGUUUUUGAUGUUAUUCGUACUGCUGUUGGCAUUCAGUGUCGUACAGUUUUUAAAAAGCCAGCAGUGCUUUAGUUUUUUUUUUUUUAAGAGAAACGUUUUAUAUCUCAUAAUUCAUGUUUGUCUUUUCAGCUGGAAUAAUGAAUAAAUGUCACGGACUGCA
Molecule: messenger RNA, 2977 nt
Organism: Mugil cephalus (flathead mullet)
Lineage: Eukaryota; Metazoa; Chordata; Actinopteri; Mugiliformes; Mugilidae
Gene: grb14
Product: growth factor receptor-bound protein 14
Exons: 15
Coding region: 201-1796 (531 amino acids)
Biological process (GO): negative regulation of insulin receptor signaling pathway; insulin receptor signaling pathway
Cellular component (GO): plasma membrane; cytoplasm
Source: RefSeq, a predicted model, not a curated record